CCCCAAACGAGACACUGCACUAGAAUUUCCGACUAUAACACCAAAUGGCGUAGGGCGCAUUUCCCAGCGAUGCCACUAUAAUAUUCUUGCCCUGCCCCCCUUCCGCCUCUUCUGACCGCAUGACAGAUCGCUCCCACUGGCUACAACUCGUCUUCUCUCAAUGAUCGAGUGCGGUCUGCAACAGAGUUGAUUAUCAAGGUUCUGCUUCGGUCUUGCGCUUCCCAAGUCUCCUCUUCCCCAGCCUAGUCCAGACUCCUACUUCCUUCCCCUCGGCCCUGCCGAAGCUCCCCGGUUGUAUAUAAAUUCCCCGCCGCGCCUGGUUUCUGCCUCACAACACCAUUUCUCCCUGCAUCACGGCGAUUAUUCCACGCUUCCGAAUACUCCAGAAGGAUUCCCGAUCAGGAUUUGCAGAUUCUCGGAUUCCUCAUUACCUCGUUGCUUCUUCCCUUCCCCCUUGUGAUCCCAUUCCACCAACCCUCCGGAGCUGCAACCUGAAUGCCACCUAUACCCGCUGCCUGCCUUGUCAAAGUCCCCUUGCAGCCUCACCCGGGUUCACUCUUCGACAAGUUGCCUGCUGCUUCAAGUUCCGAGGUUCGCACGUUGGGGUUCAACGGGCCGCAAUCGAAACCUUAUCGCUGAGCCUCAAAAAGUCUCCGAGAUUUUGUCUACAAAAACAAGAACACAGAUCUACAUGUCGACUCAGUUCGCCGACUCGGACUUUGUACUCUUCCCGCAGAACAUCAACAACACCACCCAUCGAUCCAAGAUGCUCGCUGUCGAGGCCGCCAGACCCAAGCAAUCCGCAUACUUCCAGCCCAUGGCUAUGGACCCUAACUUGCUCGACAUGUUCUCGUAUCCCAUGGACGUGUCCCCAUACCCCCACACCCAAUCCCACACCGACUUCUCCCGCCUCCCACAAUCAUAUUUCGAGGCCUCGUCCGUGUUUGCCGAGUCCGACUUUCACCAAACCUCAACUUUCCCUUCUAUGCCCGCGACGCCUCCAUCAAUUGCUGCGUCGCACUCCACUGAACACAUAAUUCCUACCGGCUCUGCCGCCUCCGGGCCCUCAAUUGCGAGUGCGCCUUCGUCUGCGCUUGGAUCUCCGUACUCGGGGAAUGCGCAAGUCGUUCAGGAUAAUUGGAUGAACACGAAUCACGGUCUCGGACUACCUGCCGCCGUCAUGAAUGAUUUGUUUGCCAAUGAUUAUAGCCAUAUGGGUGGCUCUGUCGAUAUGGACGGCCUUUAUCAGGAAAAGUUCCCAGACACCUUUGUCGACCCUUCUCUCAUCCAGCCAGUCCAAUCCGGCCCUGGCUUUACUCCCACCAUCUCCUACCCCGAUCAAUCAACAUAUGCCUAUCCUACCGCUCCUAUGAAUUUCACGCCCCACUCUCCUGCCGGCUCUCCGGUGCCCUACAGCGACAACUUCGAGACGCAACGGGCAUCACCACUCUUGGUGCCGGGAACCUCACACUCACGACCGGUCUCGGUCUACGGCCGCCGUUCAUCCAUCUCCUCUAUUCAAUCCCGUCGCUCCCAGCGCAGUCCCGCGCUCAGCAGCAUUGAGGCCGACGACGAGGUCCACCAAAAGGGCCGCUGCCCCCACCCGGACUGUGGCCGCGUCUUCAAGGACCUCAAGGCUCACAUGCUCACUCACCAGUCUGAACGACCAGAGAAGUGCCCGAUCACGACUUGCGAGUACCACACCAAGGGGUUCGCACGCAAGUAUGAUAAAAACCGCCACACAUUGACCCACUACAAGGGUACAAUGGUCUGCGGUUUCUGCCCUGGCUCUGGCUCCCCCGCUGAGAAGAGCUUCAACCGCGCGGACGUCUUUAAGCGCCACCUCACCUCGGUGCACGGCGUCGAGCAAACACCGCCCAACUGCCGCAAGCGAAGCCCCACUGGCUCAACUCAGAAGGGCAUGAACUACGGCAGCGACGCUACUGGCAAGUGUUCCACUUGCUCGGCGACCUUCAGCAACGCCCAGGACUUCUAUGAGCACUUGGACGACUGUGUGCUGCGUGUGGUGCAGCAGGAAGAACCCUCUGAAGCAAUCAACCAACAACGAUUGGCCGAAGUCGCCGCUGACGAGGAGGUGCAAAAGACGAUGGAGAAACACCAAUUGCUGGACGUGGCUGGUCCCGUCGACUCCCUUGACGAAAAUGACUCUCACGACGAUGACGAUUCCCACGACCUCUCCUCCUCCUGGCGCGCCGGUCGCGGCGCUCCCAAAUCCACAAAAGCCUCCGGCUCCUCCUCAAGGCCUAUCAUCGGCUCGGGCAAUGCCAUUUCAAAAUCCGGCGCUGGGCCAGCGGCCAAGAAUGGUGGCCGCGCGGUUGCUACGCGCCGCCGCAAUAACCGCGGUAAUUACCCGCAGUCUUGGGGGUGCCCCAACUCCAGCAUGAAGACUAAGAAGCGCGUGCUGUGUGUGUUUGAUGGUCAGCGCCGGCUGUGGAAGGACGAGAUGAUGCUCAAUAAUGAAUUUGAGGUUCGUCUGCGUCUUCCUGGUGGGCCUGGCGAUGGAACUCAUCGUGAUGCUUAUGUCACGGAUCUCGAUGUUGAGACCAUGAAGCGCGCCGAGGGUGUCCACAGUGCCAAUGAGGAGGAGCGGGGCCCCUGGAUUGAGGGUCCUGUUUCCCACCUUAUGGGCCAGCCGGCCAUGUUGUUGCCGGAUAUGUGCCCGCCGCAAGAUGAUGAGAUUUCCUUGAAUGAACUCAUGGCUUGAUCGGGCUGUUCCUCCUCCCACCCAUAUACUCCUCCUACUCCUCUCACAGCACUCUUCUCCCCUCCCCUCCUCUCUCCCCUUUAUAUCCGUUUCCUUUUGUCCUUUCUUUUGUUUCCAUGCCUCAUGUUUCCGUAUACCAGCGAGCGGCGUCUGACAAAUAAUUUGUCUGAAUGUGGAUUUACGGGUUGAUACCUUUGGCUUUCGAUGAGUUCGAUAUGAUUUUUGAGGCUUUUCACAUUUUUCGACUUUUUAUUACUUCCAUCUUUGUCUUUUUACCCUAUACCGACCCGAUUCCUGCUGGCACAGGUGAUGAUGGGCGGAUGGGUGAGACUGGAAAUAUUUCAAAACAAAUAAUUGAAUUAAAUGAGAGAAUGCUCAUGAUUAUACG
This is a messenger RNA of Penicillium subrubescens, 3113 nucleotides long. RefSeq lists its product as uncharacterized. Gene Ontology annotation, biological process: regulation of transcription by RNA polymerase II. Gene Ontology annotation, cellular component: nucleus. The record is from RefSeq and is a predicted model, not a curated record. Lineage: Eukaryota; Fungi; Ascomycota; Eurotiomycetes; Eurotiales; Aspergillaceae. The coding region runs from base 692 to 2725 and encodes 677 amino acids. The transcript has 3 exons.